GCACAGGAGGGAGAAACCAGGACCCCAGAGGAGAGUGGGCAGCAGCAGGUGCCAGCAGGCACCAGGACUCCCAGGAUCCCAGAACCCAGGCCUUGCUGCCAGCAGACCUGAGUGGCAGGUGGGCAGGUGGCAUCCCUGCCUGCGUCCCCCUCUCUUGCCUCUAGCUCAGCCGCAAAAACUCAAAGAGCGACCGUGGGGCCCUCAAUAAAUAUUUGUCCAAUGAGUAAAGACAAGGGAGGGGGCGUGUUUUCAAAGCCUGUCCUAGUUCUCCCUGUCGACCACACUUCAGUAGUCACCGCCCAGAUAAAACUGCCCCGUCCUGGUGACUGUCACCAGCGGAGGAGCCAUGCCCAGGUACACGGUGCACGUGCGCGGAGAGUGGCUGGCCGUGCCCUGCCUGGACGCACAGCUGACCGUGGGCUGGCUGGGCCGGGAGGCCGUGCGCCGGUACAUCAAGAACAAGCCGGACAAUGGCGGCUUCGCCUCGGUUGGCGAUGUGCGCUUCCUCGUGCGCCGCUGCAAGGGCCUGGGCCUGCUGGACAACGAGGACCUGCUGGAGGCGGCCCUGGAGGACAACGAGUUCGUGGAAGUGGGAACCUCACCAGACUGGAGGCCAGUAGCAGAGAGGAGUUCGGAUUUAAAACAAAAUAAAGCCAGAGAUGGGGAUGGAGUUAUAGAAGGGGACACCAUGUCCCCUGACUUCAUCCCAUCGCAACCAGAAGGAGUUUACCUAUACAGCAAAUACCGGGAACCUGAAAAGUACAUCGCCUUGGAUGGGGACAGCCUGACCACAGAGGAUCUGGUCAGCUUGGGCAAGGGACACUACAAAAUCAAGCUCACCCCUACUGCUGAAAAGAAGGUGCAAAAAUCCAGGGAAGUCAUAGACAGCAUCGUGAAGGAAAAAACUGUUGUUUACGGCAUUACUACAGGUUUUGGGAAAUUUGCCAGAACUGUAAUUCCUACCAGUAAGCUAGAGGAGCUCCAGUUCAACCUAGUACGUUCACAUUCUUCAGGUGUUGGGAAACCACUAAUCCCCGAGAGAUGCCGGAUGCUCUUGGCUUUAAGGAUCAAUGUCUUAGCCAAAGGAUACAGUGGCAUUUCCUUGGAGACUCUCAAACAAGUUAUCGAAGUGUUUAAUGCCUCCUGCCUGCCCUACAUUCCAGAGAAAGGAACCGUUGGUGCCAGUGGAGACCUUGCCCCACUCUCUCAUCUUGCUCUUGGGCUAAUUGGGGAAGGGAAGAUGUGGUCUCCGAAGAGUGGCUGGGCUGAUGCUAAAUAUGUCCUGGAAGCUCAUGGGUUGAAACCAGUUGUUUUGAAACCAAAAGAGGGUCUGGCGCUUAUCAAUGGGACGCAGAUGAUCACCUCCCUGGGCUGUGAAGCUGUGGAGAGAGCCAGUGCUAUUGCUCGGCAGGCUGACAUAGUGGCGGCCUUGACUCUGGAGGUGUUGAAGGGCACCACCAAAGCCUUUGAUACCGACAUUCAUGCUGUUCGCCCUCACCGUGGGCAAAUUGAAGUUGCUUUUCGGUUUCGGUCCCUCUUGGAUUCAGAUCACCACCCAUCCGAAAUAGCAGAAAGCCACAGGUUUUGUGAUCGCGUUCAGGAUGCAUAUACCUUGCGCUGCUGUCCACAGGUCCAUGGUGUGGUGAAUGACACAAUAGCGUUUGUGAAGAACAUCAUUACCACAGAACUUAACAGUGCAACAGAUAAUCCUAUGGUCUUUGCCAGCAGGGGAGAGACUAUUUCCGGAGGAAAUUUUCAUGGUGAAUACCCAGCCAAAGCCCUGGACUAUUUGGCUAUUGGCGUCCAUGAACUUGCUGCGAUUAGUGAAAGAAGAAUUGAAAGGCUCUGUAACCCCUCCCUCAGCGAGCUGCCUGCCUUCCUGGUGGCUGAAGGAGGUCUGAACUCUGGAUUCAUGAUAGCCCACUGUACAGCCGCAGCCCUUGUUUCUGAGAACAAGGCGCUGUGCCAUCCCUCAUCCGUGGACUCCCUCUCCACCAGUGCUGCCACGGAGGACCACGUCUCCAUGGGAGGAUGGGCAGCAAGGAAAGCCCUCCGGGUCAUUGAGCACGUGGAGCAAGUGCUGGCCAUUGAGCUGCUCGCAGCCUGCCAGGGCAUCGAGUUUCUACGCCCCUUGAAAACCACCACUCCCCUGGAGAAGGUCUAUGACCUGGUGCGCUCUGUUGUAAGGCCCUGGAUAAAAGAUCGCUUCAUGGCCCCAGACAUCGAGGCAGCACACAGGCUGCUCGUGGAGCAGAAGGUUUGGGAAGUAGCUGCACCCUACAUCGAAAAGUACAGAAUAGAGCAUAUUCCAGAAUCAAGACCUGUUUCUCCAACAGCAUUCUCACUGGAAUUUCUGCAGAGGAAAUCCACCAAAAUCCCAGAGUCUGAGGAUCUUUAAUGGGUUUUGUCAUGGAUUAGCAGAUCAGAUGGUACAGAGUUUAACAGCAAGUCACGUUAUGCUGAAGGAGAGACGGGAGAACUUCCCCAGGGAGACCAAACUAGUCUAUAGUUCAGUUCUUUUAACACCUGCUUUGGUUAGGCUGGUGACAGUGUUACAUUUGCUAAAGCUCACACUUUAGUGUUCUCACUGACCCGGGCAGAGAUGCAGUGGUGUUUUCAGGUUACCGGAGUUUUCUUUCUUAUUGGUAUCUGUGGGAUCCUCACUGUUAAGGGUGAGAAGAGUAACCACAACCGCAUGGAUCUCUGACUUUCAACAUUACAUGCAUUCAAAUCUUGAAACAGAUUGAUGACAUUCUUUUCCAAAAACGUUAGACUUCUGUGA
This is a messenger RNA of Vicugna pacos (alpaca), 2782 nucleotides long. The record is from RefSeq and is a predicted model, not a curated record. Lineage: Eukaryota; Metazoa; Chordata; Mammalia; Artiodactyla; Camelidae.